Messenger RNA from Dicentrarchus labrax (European seabass), 1525 nucleotides. RefSeq names its product caveolin-3. The coding region runs from base 775 to 1245 and encodes 156 amino acids. The transcript is spliced from 2 exons. The record is from RefSeq and is a predicted model, not a curated record. Gene Ontology annotation, cellular component: caveola. NCBI's taxonomy places the organism in Eukaryota, Metazoa, Chordata, Actinopteri, Moronidae. Gene Ontology annotation, molecular function: molecular adaptor activity. Gene Ontology annotation, biological process: caveola assembly.
AGCAUUAAUAGAUCAUCCUACUGACGUGUAUAUGAGUCAGGAAACGAGAUCUAUAUCCAAAGAACUAUGAAGCUAUGGCAGCCACUACAACACACUGAUUCUCUACCUAAGACUAAUCAUUGUGAUUAAAAGAGAUAUUUAUAAUAUUAUCUGUUACACCACUUUUGCAUGGAUAAUAUGGAGGUAAGCAGGACACUGAUUUGUAUUGUUUUACAAUUUAAUCACCUUCAUAUAUUUAUUCAUGUGAUUGUUUUAAGCUUGAAAGCAAAUGUUCUUGCUAAGUUGUGUAUUUAAUAACUUUAUAACGUUUAUAUAGGCAACACUGAAAUCAGUAUACAUGAUACAUGAACUCACCAUAGAUCACACUUACUGACUAUUUAUUGAGCAGUCUGGCACGUUCAGUGUGAAAUGCAACAUGAGCCUGCUUCCCUUUUUGCAAAAAGCUUUAAGUCACUGCUUGAGUUGUCACAUUUGUACAAAAGCUUACUCUAUUGUGUGUGCAAGUGUGUGUGUUUGCCCCUAUAUUUAAUGUGAUAUGUCAGCAGUGCUUUCUGUAUCUUUGACAGUUUGAGGUAGUCAACGCUGGCAGCUGCCUGCUGACAUUCCUGGAUUGGAAUAACAGUGAGUGGCAUUUCAGUUUAUAAACUGCCCCUCCCCUCCACUGCCCUCUGCAGCCACACUGCAGCCACACAUCCGGCCUCUCAUCUUUAAAAUGCAUCAUUAUCUCAGCUUCAGUUUCAGCUUCUCCUGCUCCUUCAGUCAGAGAGCAGGACUAUGGAUGAAACUGACCGCACCAGGGAGCCGCUGAUCAGUAGGCAGGAUCACACCAGGGAGACAGACCACACCAGUGAGGCACACCACACCAACAGGGACCCCAACCAAAUUAACGAGGAUUUGAUCAAGAUCGACUUUGAAGAUGUGAUCGCAGAGCCUGCUGGCGUACACAGUCUGGAUUGUGUAUGGAAAUGCAGCCACGACACCUUCACAGCGUCAAAGUGCUGGUUUUAUCGCAUCCUGACAGCCCUCCUUGGAAUCCCUUUGUCACUGCUCUGGGGUCUGCUGUUUGCUUGUAUGUCAUUCUGCCGCAUAUGGGUGAUUGUGCCCUGCAUGAAGGCAUGUGCGAUUCAGUUCCACUGUCUGUGGAAACCCUACUUGCUGAUCUUACGCUUCUUGGUUCAACCAGUCUUCGAUGCAAUGGGAAAGAUAUUAAGAGGUGCUAAAGGGGUUUUACGCAAGGAGGUGUAAGUUCUGUACUGCUGAAUUAUUCAGGUAUAUGGACCAAAUCUAGCACAUCUCACUGACUCCUAGAAGGUCCACAAAAUAUCGGGCUGCCAACAAACAAAAGAUGUGGGAUCAACAGCCACCAUUUUUGUUUGUUGGUCUACAUUUUGAGCUGAUCAGUGUCUACAUGUUGUCUUCUUUUUUGAUACAGAAAAAUAUAAAAAAUUGUCUAAUCAUGAAUUUCACUCUUUAAUUCUAUGUGGAUGUCUGCCAAACUUUAAAUAAAAUAUUUUUUAUGAAAGGG